This is a messenger RNA of Anopheles marshallii, 1731 nucleotides long. RefSeq names its product matrix metalloproteinase-2-like. The transcript has 8 exons. Gene Ontology annotation, cellular component: extracellular matrix. The coding region runs from base 1 to 1731 and encodes 576 amino acids. The record is from RefSeq and is a predicted model, not a curated record. Gene Ontology annotation, biological process: collagen catabolic process; proteolysis; extracellular matrix organization. Gene Ontology annotation, molecular function: metalloendopeptidase activity; zinc ion binding. NCBI's taxonomy places the organism in Eukaryota, Metazoa, Arthropoda, Insecta, Diptera, Culicidae.
AUGGAACAAUAUCGGAUGCAUUUAUUCGGUAUGUCUAUCGCUGUGGUGGGCAUGCUGUGUUUAAUAUGUCAACCCAGUGUGAGUGGAGCACCGGCCGUGCCUACGAAAGAAAUGAUUGAUUUUAUGCGAAGAUUCGGCUAUCUGGAGAAGGGACCGUCCCAGGCGGAAGCCCUGUACAGUGGAGAAGCGAUUGUGGAAGCAAUCAAGCACGUGCAGAAGUUCGGUGCAAUACCACAGACGGGCGUUCUGGAUCGACAAACGAUCGAGCUAAUGUCAACGCCCCGGUGCGGCGUGGUCGACGUGAUGCAGCACGAUCAAUCAUUGCGCCACCGGCGGUACGUGAUCGGAUCGGAGAGCUGGCGCAAGCGGCGCAUAACAUACUUCAUUGCGAACUGGUCCAGCAAGGUUGGUGAGGACGCGGUGGCCAAGUUUAUGGCCAAAGCGUUCGGCGAGUGGAGCAAGUACAGCAAGUUGCGCUUUGUGCGCGUGUACGACCCAUCGGCGGACAUCAUCGUCGGGUUCGGUAGUGGCCAUCACGGGGACAACUACCCGUUCGACGGUCCGGGAAACGUGCUGGCCCAUGCGUUCUAUCCGUACGAAAUGAAUGCCUACGGAGGCGAUGUCCACUUCGAUGAGGAUGAAAACUGGAAGGAAAACUCGACGCACCUUAGCGAAGGGGUGGACUUUUACUCCGUCGCCAUACACGAGCUGGGCCAUUCGUUGGGGCUUGCCCAUUCACCGGUCUACACGUCGCUGAUGUUCCCGUACUACAAGGGCAUUGCGCAGGGAACGCUCGAUUACGACGACAUCUUGGCGAUGUACCAGCUGUACAUACAAAACCCGCACAUCACCGAUGACCCGGAUUGGAUGUACACUACCGAAUCGGUCACGGCUGUGGACGAGCUCUUCACCGUUACACCUGCACCGAGACUGCCCGAUUGGGACAGUGAUCCAUAUCCCGAGCAGGAACCGGUCAGUACCAGCACCACCACAUCCUCAACGACGGCAGUCUACGACAUCCCAAUCACCUUCGUCGGUGACUACGAAACCGUGGACGACCAUAUCAGCCGUUACCAUUCCCGGUCACCGCCGGCCGUCGUCACAACGCACAUGCCGGCGGAGUACGUACCGGUGCCGGACAUAUGCAGCGGUAGUUUCGAUGCGAUCGGGUUGCUGCGGGGUGAAAUAUUCAUCUUCAAGGGUCCGUACUUGUGGCGGCUGACGGAGAAGUAUCGCAUCAAGCAGGGUUAUCCCGUGCGCAUUUGGCAGGUGUUUCGGGGAUUCCCCAAAACCGUCAGCCAUAUUGAUGCGGUGUACGAGCGGUGGGAUGAUAACGCGAUCGUACUGUUUUCCGGCCGCUUCUACUGGGUGUUUGAUGCGCUUAACUUCCUGCACCCGGAAGUACGGCCACUGACGGACUAUGGGCUACCGGAAGAGCUGAAGCGGAUCGAUGCGGCAAUGGUUUGGCCGAAAAACAACAAAACCUACCUGUUUGCGGAUGAUCGUUUCUGGCGGUACAAUGAUACUGCCGGCGAGAUGGAUGAAGGCUAUCCGUCAUCCAUGGACCGUUGGUUUGGUGUACCGAAUAAAAUUGACGCCGCAACGGCGGUCGCAAGCGGCAAGACGUACUUUUUCAAGGGAAAUUACUACUGGCUGUACAAUAACGAACGGGUGCGUCCGGAACGUGGAUACCCUCGGCGGACGGGAAAUAUAUGGCUCGGAUGCCGAUAA